AACUGUAUUAUUCCUUUUUCCUCUUCCAGAAUGAAGACAUUCAAAUGCUGUUUUAAAUACCCAGCACAGCAGAAAGUUUUCAUCUUAUUUGUAACUCUAUGGCUGUUCUCCUUGUUGAAGCUUCUAAAUGUGAGGAGCCUCCUCUUCCCUCAAAGAGGCAUUUACUUGGUUGAAUCCUCCCUGAGUACCUCACCUUUUGUAAGGAACAGAUACACCAGUGUGAAAAAUGAAGUCAGGUAUGAAGUUAACUGUUCAGGUGUCUAUGAACAGGCACCUUUGGAAAUUGGCAAGAGUCUGGAAAUAAGAAGGAGGGACAUCAUCGACUUGGAUGAUGAGGAUGUUGUGGCGAUAACCAGCGAUUGUGACAUUUAUCAGACCCUGAGAAAGUACCAUCAAAAGCCUGUUUCAAGGGAGGAGAAGAGCUUCCCAAUAGCCUAUUCUUUGGUCGUUCAUAAAGACGCCAUUAUGGUUGAAAGGCUACUUCAUGCCAUAUACAACCAGCACAAUGUGUACUGCAUCCAUUAUGACCAUAAGUCACCUGAUACCUUCAAAGUUGCCAUGAACAAUUUAGCUAAGUGCUUCCCCAAUGUUUUCAUUGCCUCCAAAUUAGAGACAGUGCAAUAUGCACACAUUUCCAGACUCCAAGCUGAUCUGAAUUGUUUGUCAGACCUCCUCAGGUCCUCGGUUCCGUGGAAAUAUGUUAUCAAUCUGUGUGGGCAAGAUUUUCCUUUGAAGUCAAACUUUGAAUUAGUGUCAGAGUUAAAGAAACUCAAUGGAGCAAAUAUGUUAGAAACGGUGAAACCCCCUAACAGUAAAAUGGAAAGAUUCACUUACCACCAUGAACUCAGACAGGUGCCUUAUGAAUAUGUGAAGCUACCAAUAAGGACAAACAUCUCCAAGGAAGCCCCCCCUCAUAACAUUGAGAUAUUUGUUGGCAGUGCUUAUUUUGUUUUAAGUCGAGCAUUUGUUAAAUAUGUUUUCAACAACUCCCUCGUUAAAGACUUUUUUGCCUGGUCUAAAGAUACAUACUCGCCUGAUGAACAUUUUUGGGCUACCUUAAUUCGGGUACCAGGAAUACCUGGGGAGAUCUCUAGGUCAGCCCAGGAUGUGUCUGACUUGCAGAGUAAGACCCGCCUUGUCAAGUGGAACUAUCAUGAAGGGCUUUUGUAUCCCCGUUGUACCGGCUCCCACCUUCGAAGUGUGUGUAUCUUUGGAACGGCGGAAUUAAGGUGGCUUAUAAAUGAUGGACAUUGGUUUGCUAAUAAAUUUGAUUCUAAGGUGGAUCCUGUCUUGAUUAAAUGCCUGGCAGAAAAGCUUGAAGAGCAACAGAGACAAUGGAUUACUAUGUCUUCAAAAAAGUUACUUAUGGCUGAAAAUCCCGUAAUCACAUCAUGAUAAAAUCAUGAUAGAAAGAAGGCAUCUGAUAACUAGAGCUCAUACGGACUUGUGUGCUACACCACACCCAGUACCAUUCGAGCUUAACCUCCUCACAAUUUGCGAGGUGCCCAAAAUGCCACGCACAAAGGCGACAAUUAGCCUGCAUUUGGUUGGGUGUUUUUUGUUUUUCCUUGUAACCUUAUGGAGCUAAAUCAGAGAUUUUAAACAGUCCAUCAUCAGAGCUCAGCAACUACUGAUACUGAGCUCCAACUGUAUGCCAGGUACUUUUAUAGAAAUGUGUAGGAAUUAGAUUCAAAUUGUAAUGAGUUAUACAAUGCCUUCAAGGCUUGCCCUAGUUCCACAGCAACCUUAGUAUCACGUUCUCCACAUAGCAGUCAGGAUUCUACUGAAAAGGUGUUGGAGAGUGGGAUAAUCACAUAACCACUGAAACCACCAAUUUCAGGGUAGUGUUUAAGUAUAAUGACCAACACUCCACUUGUCUCUUAAUUCAGCUCCCCAGACUUGUCUUAGCCAUUAGAAUAUUAGGAGAAACUCCACUACCUCAGGAAAGCUCAAAGAAUUGUCCAGUUUCCUGCUUGCCAAAGCAUUUUCCUAUUGGUGCCUCACCCUUUCAAUUCAGAGUCAGAA
Mirounga angustirostris (Northern elephant seal) is the source of this 2025-nucleotide messenger RNA. RefSeq names its product glucosaminyl (N-acetyl) transferase 4 (gene GCNT4). Lineage: Eukaryota; Metazoa; Chordata; Mammalia; Carnivora; Phocidae. The transcript has a single exon. The record is from RefSeq and is a predicted model, not a curated record. Gene Ontology annotation, cellular component: membrane. Gene Ontology annotation, molecular function: acetylglucosaminyltransferase activity. The coding region runs from base 31 to 1395 and encodes 454 amino acids.